Molecule: messenger RNA, 1272 nt
Organism: Cordyceps fumosorosea ARSEF 2679
Lineage: Eukaryota; Fungi; Ascomycota; Sordariomycetes; Hypocreales; Cordycipitaceae
Product: endoplasmic reticulum-Golgi intermediate compartment protein 3
Exons: 3
Coding region: 1-1272 (423 amino acids)
Biological process (GO): retrograde vesicle-mediated transport, Golgi to endoplasmic reticulum; endoplasmic reticulum to Golgi vesicle-mediated transport
Cellular component (GO): endoplasmic reticulum; endoplasmic reticulum membrane; Golgi membrane
Source: RefSeq, a predicted model, not a curated record
AUGCCCGCCAAAUCGAGAUUUACCAGGCUUGACGCCUUCACCAAGACGGUCGACGAGGCCCGAAUUCGAACAACUAGCGGUGGUGUGGUCACCAUUGUCUCCCUCAUCGUUGUGCUGUUCUUGGCUUGGGGAGAAUGGGCCGACUACAGAAGGGUUGUCAUUCGCCCUGAGCUUGUUGUCGACAAGGGACGAGGUGAGCGCAUGGAUAUUCACCUUAACAUUACAUUCCCCCGCAUGCCCUGCGAGCUCCUUACCCUCGACGUCAUGGAUGUAUCCGGCGAGCAGCAGCACGGCGUCGCGCACGGCGUGCACAAGCUCCGCCUUCGCCCCGAGGCUGAGGGAGGUGGCGUCAUCGACAUGAAAUAUGUGAACCUCCACAACGACGAGGCCGAGCACCUGGACCCAAGCUACUGCGGCGACUGCGGCGGCGCGCCGGCCCCGAGCAACGUCAAGAAGUCCGGGUGCUGCAACACGUGUGAGGAGAUCCGCGAGGCAUACGCGCAGGUGUCCUGGGCCUUUGGCGAUGGCAAGGCAUUUGAGCAGUGCGAGCGCGAGCACUACGCCGAGCGCCUCGAGGAGCAGCGCCACGAGGGCUGCCGCAUCGACGGCCUGCUGCAGGUGAACAAGGUCGUCGGCAACUUCCACCUGGCGCCCGGCCGCAGUUUCAGCAACGGCAACAUGCACGUACACGACCUCAAGAACUACUGGGAGACGACGGACGACAAGAAGCACGACUUCACGCACCACAUCCACCACCUGCGCUUCGGGCCGCAGCUGCCCGAUGUCGUGGUAGAGAAGCUGGGCAAGGGCGCGACGCCCUGGACCAACCACCACGCCAACCCGCUUGAUAACACCGAACAGCACACCGACGACCCCAACUUCAACUUUAUGUACUUUGUCAAGAUUGUGCCGACGUCGUUCCUGCCCCUGGGCUGGGAGAAGAUGGCGCGCACGAUGAACACGGACGGCAGCGUAGAGACUCAUCAGUACUCCGUGACCAGCCACAAGAGAAGCCUUACCGGCGGCGACGACUCUGCCGAGGGCCACGCCGAGCGUCUUCACUCGAGAGGCGGUAUUCCCGGCGUCUUCUUCUCUUAUGAUAUCUCGCCCAUGAAGGUUAUCAACCGCGAAGAAAAAGCCAAGAGCUUCCUCGGAUUCCUUGCCGGUCUCUGCGCCGUGGUCGGUGGCACUUUGACUGUUGCGGCCGCCGUCGAUCGUGGGCUGUUUGAGGGUGCGACGAGACUGAAGAAGAUUCGAUCCAAGAACCUCUAA